CUAUUUUUUUUUGUAUAUUUAUAAAAAAAAUAAGCAACCAUAAACAGCAAUGUAACCCAGCCUUUAAUAUAAAAAUUAAUAUACUAGUGCUAUAGCCAUUUAUUAAGUGUUCGCAUACGUUUUAAGUGCUCAUAAGUCGUAGUAACAAAUAGUUAACAAAAGUUAUCGAAUUCCCAAAAACCCCCCCAUAGAGAUUUAAGGUCACUUUUGAAGUAGCUACUUUAGCAUUUUUUGUGUGUGCAUUCGGAAGAAGCUGUCAAAACAAACACAAUAAAAAAUAACCCCCCCAUUGAGGUGGUCAUAAGCAUCUCCCGCCCACUGGGAAGUGACAUUGACACAACAACAAGCGUCUCAUCUGUCAAAAUUAAGCUUUUACAGAAAGUAUAAAGCUCAUAACUGUCAUUUCUUGUUCAAAGUUUGAUAGUUAGGUGGCGCUAUAGACAGUAGUAAAGUUUAACGGUUUUAAUAUUUUCAAAAUGGCAACUAUUCCCGACGAUACAAGUAGCAUGAGUGAUGACGUUUUCGAGGAUCCGGAAACAACUGCCCGCCGUAUUGAAGAAAAACGUAGUCAAGAAUACCAAGAACAGGAAACGGAACUAGAUACUGCAAAUACACUAAAAACCGAAAUAGAAGAUGCUCAUCGUACACCAUCGCCAAGCGGUUAUCCGGGUUACCAUCCGCCGCGAGAAGCAUUACAGUUAUAUGGCUUGAAAGCUGAUACCGAUAUGGUUUUGAAUACAAUCACUAGACGUAAUGCGGGGGGAAUUGUGAAACAGACCAUAGAAGAUGAUGACCUAGACGACGGAUGGAAGUCGUAUAGAUACGAAGAGGAGGAUGAAGGACCAGUGUUCGAUGAUACCAUUAAUCACAAGACAAUCCUGCUUGGUGACUCGGGUGUGGGGAAAACGUCAUUUCUAGUUAAAUACAAUACUGGAGAAUUUAAAGCUGGAUCCUUUUCAGCUACGGUUGGAAUAGCAUUGAAUAAUAAAGUUGUUAAUGUGGAUAACACAAGGGUCAAAUUACAAAUUUGGGAUACUGCUGGUCAGGAACGAUUUAGGAGUGUGACCCACGCUUACUACAGGGAUGCUCAUGCGCUUCUUCUUUUGUACGAUGUCACAAAUAAAGUCAGUUUCGACAAUAUCCGAGCAUGGCUUGUGGAGAUUCGAGAAUACGCUCAGGAGGAUGUAGUGAUAAUGCUGCUAGGCAACAAAGCUGAUUGUGGCAGUGACAGACAAGUUAAACGAGAGGAGGGUGAACGAUUGGCUCGCGAGUAUAAUGUUGCUUUUAUGGAGACAUCCGCCAAAACAGGACUUAAUGUUGGGCUGGCAUUUUUAGCAGUUGCCAGACAACUCAAAUGCAGACGAAAUGAAUCACUCGACGAAGCGAAAUUUAAUGUUCAAGAUUUUGUUAGAGAACAAACACAACCGAAACAAACUUGCCCGCAGUGUAAUAUGUAACGAAAAAGAUUGUGUAUUUUAGUAAUGGUAUAAUUAAUGUAAUUAAAAAAUAUUAAUUUUUUUUGGUAUACAGAAUUUUGUAUGAAGACAAUUUUUAUUGAAUUAAAAAAAAAAAAACAAAAACAA
This is a messenger RNA of Episyrphus balteatus (marmalade hoverfly), 1583 nucleotides long. It is a transcript of the gene Rab26, whose product is annotated as ras-related protein Rab-37. Gene Ontology annotation, biological process: Golgi vesicle fusion to target membrane; cellular response to insulin stimulus; protein secretion. Gene Ontology annotation, cellular component: dendritic spine; endosome; plasma membrane. Lineage: Eukaryota; Metazoa; Arthropoda; Insecta; Diptera; Syrphidae. The record is from RefSeq and is a predicted model, not a curated record. The transcript is spliced from 6 exons. Gene Ontology annotation, molecular function: GTP binding; GTPase activity. The coding region runs from base 477 to 1457 and encodes 326 amino acids.